AUGGUCACUCGACCCCUCAUGUCGCUCCACCGCCGACGUUCCCAUGUUGUCAUCACUCCCACCAUGAAAGCCCACAUUGACCACCUCGUCCUCGCAGCGCCGACACUCGACAAGGGCGUCGAAUACGUUGAGAAACUGUUUGGCGUCAAGCUUCCUCGCGAACAGGGCUGCGCACACGAGGGCAAAGGCACGCACAACGUGGUUGUCUCCCUUGGUGAUGAUGUCUACCUCGAGAUCUUGGCUCUAGAUCCCAACGCGAAGGAGCGCAACGACCCGCGCUGGACGUGGCUCGACAAUAAGCCAAACGAUUUCCAGCCGACCCUCGAGACCUGGGCCGUGCGGUGCAAGGACGUGCGUGCCGCGCUCGAGGAGACGGACAUCAAGCCGGGCAAAGUGGUCGAGAUGCAGCGCGGCGACAUGAAGUGGCUCAUCACGAUUGCCGACGACGGAAGCCUAAAGCCAGCAGCCGACGGAGCGUUCCCCUUCAUGAUCCAGUGGGAGAAUGACUCUCCGCACCCUGUCGGGAGCAAGCUCAAGGAUUCGGGGCUCCACCUAAAGACGCUCCAGGUCCGCUCACUCGACUAUCAAGACAUCAUCUCGUGUCUGCACGGCAUUGGCCUGCACGACCAUCGCCUGCGCGUGUCGCUCGGCGAGGGCCCUCGCCUCGUUGCAACCAUCACGACGCCGGACGGCGAGCGCACCCUUGAGACGCACCACUAG
This is a messenger RNA of Trichosporon asahii var. asahii CBS 2479, 720 nucleotides long. RefSeq lists its product as uncharacterized. The transcript has a single exon. The record is from RefSeq and is a predicted model, not a curated record. NCBI's taxonomy places the organism in Eukaryota, Fungi, Basidiomycota, Tremellomycetes, Trichosporonales, Trichosporonaceae. Bases 1 to 720 code for a protein of 239 amino acids.